Zingiber officinale is the source of this 975-nucleotide messenger RNA. RefSeq names its product transcription factor MYB86-like. Lineage: Eukaryota; Viridiplantae; Streptophyta; Magnoliopsida; Zingiberales; Zingiberaceae. Bases 103 to 819 code for a protein of 238 amino acids. The record is from RefSeq and is a predicted model, not a curated record. Gene Ontology annotation, biological process: regulation of stomatal movement. The transcript has 3 exons.
GCGAUCAGUGCCCCACCAUCGGAUAAUCAAAUCCAGUCGAAAUGAGAGGCAGUUACAUGAUCCAACCGGCCUGCACAUGCAUUUGACCACAUCACCAAUUGCAUGGCCAUGCAGGGGAGGCACUCUGGCUGCUACAAGCAGAAGCUGAGGAAAGGCCUGUGGUCGCCGGAGGAGGACGAGAAGCUCUUCGACCACAUCACCAAGCAUGGCCAUGGAUGUUGGAGUUCAGUCGCCAAGUUAGCAGGUUUGCAGCGGUGCGGGAAGAGCUGCAGGUUGAGGUGGAUAAACUACCUCAGGCCUGAUCUCAAACGCGGCACGUUCUCGGAGGAGGAGCAGAGGCUCAUAAUCGAGCUCCAUGAACUGCUAGGCAACAGGUGGUCUCAGAUCGCCUCCAGGCUGCCCGGAAGAACAGACAACGAGAUCAAGAACUUCUGGAACUCCUGCAUCAAGAAGAAGCUGAGGCUCCGAGCGGAGAAGCCGCCCGACGACGAGCUAGCCACUCCGUCGAUGAUCGAAAAUUCGAACUGGUUCACCGGCGACAGAAGCAACGGCGGCGACACUUUCAGUACUCCGACUGCAAAUCUACCUCGAGAUGCUUCCUUUCUGCCUUUCCGGUAUUCGGGAACAAUGGAGCUGCAGAGCUGUGCUCCAUGGCCGGCGUUGCCGCCGAAUGAAGGAGCUGAAAUCCACACCGGAGGCGACCCAGAGGACCUCAAGUGGUCGGAGUACCUCGACGGCACCAUCAGAUUCAUGUACGGGAUCGACCAAGGGAGGGAGCAGCAGCAGCUGAAUCUCCAUGUGCAGAAGAACUUCGAAUAAUUUGUCAGGCUGACAAUUUUUAUUUUUAUUUUUUGUGAUUUUUGUUCCCAUUAUUAUUAUUUAUUUUUGUGAUGAUUUAAGAACAAAAGAGAAUCUUGAGUCUGCAUCAGCUUUCCUAUUUCAUAAUAUUGUUUCUGAAGAAUGGCAAUGUCAACU